CAUUCCUGCCUCUGGUAGGCUGAACAUCACAUCACAUGUGAGGAGUACGGGCUGCCUGGAUUAGAAUAACUAGAGACCGACAGAGGGAAAAAAAGAUGAAGGAAAGAGAAAAAAGGGAAAAUAGGACGGGGUGAAGUAGUGAUUGUACCAGAGAGUGGCUCAGAGCGGUCGGCUGAUGACGUGAAGCGCUGCACACACAUCUGGAACAGCUUGAGCAGCUGCACCUGAAGAGAUGGGUUCCUCCGCAAAACCUCUGCCGGCACUUUUUAUUUUUUCCCCCGCGCUCUUUCCCCCUCCCCUCUUUUCUCUUGCAGCCUCUACAUUUUUUCUCUCUCUUGUUACCGCCUGCCUGCCGGAGCGCCGGGAUGGUUACCCGCUGUGCAUCAGCAAAGGAGAGCGAGUGAACCGGAGCAGAAGAGAAGAGGAGAGACAUGGCACAAGAGGACAGUAACAUGGGAAAGAAAUAUUAAGUGUGAGGUAGGAGAUAGAAGUUGACUAGCGUGUUGUCAGUGUCAGUGGAGAAGAGGCUGAGCACAAGGAAUUUGGAAAAGGAGAGAAGGAUGGAGAAGGAGAGAGUGUGAAAGGCAGGGAGAGAUAAAUUGAGAAGGGAUUAAGGAGCCGGAAUGCGCUGACACUAGAGACCCGAGUUUCUGUUUGCGUUCGACACUGCACAUCCUGUCACUCCACAGGUUUACCCAGGCAUACACCAGUUUACCAACACACUCACCUACUGUUUGCUUUGGAGGAUCUCGGGAGGCCACACCGGGAGAAGAAAACACCAUCCAAGGAGCUAUUAACCUCCCACCCUCAGUUUGCCUCCCACCCAUCUUCCCAAAAGUGCCCUCCCUACCUCCCUCCCUCCCUCCCACCGGGCCCCCUCUCAGCCUACCUGCACUAGUCACAACACGCCGGAGCUGUGGAGUCACCGAGUCACACUCACUGAGAGCGGGGGGAAACUCCGGAUCGCCCAUGGGACACAACUCCAGUCAGCCAGGCUGAGAAAGACAGAGGAGCUUUGCUGAUCCGCCGACCUGCAGGAUGUCUAAAGCCUCCAGGCUGGCCAGGCCGCCUUCGGCGGGGGCUGGGUCUAAGCUGCCCUCCCAGAGGAAGGAAUGCCCUGGCACCGGCGCCGUGCCCGGCAGAGCCCGGGUCCUGAGCGUGGGGGAGAAACUUAUGAGGGCAGGUAGUGAUGGAAUCCUGAACAGACAGAAGUCUUUGACGGCCGCGGCGAUGCCACAAGGCAAAGCACAGAGCGAGGCUCAGACUGAGGCUCAGGCCCCCAGCCAGAGUCAAGGUGAGAAGGGCCAGAAUAUGGAGAUGGUCCCUCCCAAGAGCAGGAUCAGCCCACCUAAAGCCUCGAGUCAGCAGCAAGGCUCUGUGCACAAACAAACCAAGAGCAGCCUGAAGGUAACCUCCCCAGAGGACGCCGAGCACAUACACCGCAGACAGGCCUCCCCAAAUGGGACGCCCCCUUCAAGAGGGGACGCCAAAGGCAGCCGCACUGUCCCCCGAAGGCACACGUUAGGGGGAGCCCGGGGCUCCCGAGAGAUCCUGGCAAUGCAGCCGUCAGAUAUGGACAAGAAGAGGGAGGCCUUCCUGGAGCACCUGAAGCAGAAAUACCCUCAUCACGCCUCGGCCAUCAUGGGCCACCAGGAACGGCUGCGGGAGCAGUCUUUGCAGGGCAUGCUCGCCUCCCUCCACUCUGAGCUUGACAUUCAGAGGUAUUUGAUGAAAAUCCAAUUGCCCCACAGAAGCAGAAGCCCAAAGCACGGCCCCAGCCCGCAGCCGAGCGUCGGCGAUCAGGUCGACCACCUGUCCCUGGCCUCCCUGGAAUCGCUGGACGCCAUGUCUGAGGCCGACGCGCCCACCGCCUUCACCCGAGGCAGCCGGAUCCGCGCCAGCCUGCCUGUGGUGCGAUCCACCAACCAAACAAAGGACCGCUCACUAGGUGUGCUGUACCUGCAGUACGGGGACGAGACCAAACAGAUCCGCAUGCCUAAUGAGAUCACCAGCAUCGACACAAUCAGAGCUCUGUUUGUUAGUGCCUUCCCGCAGCAGCUCACCAUGAAGAUGUUGGAGUCGCCCAGCGUCGCGGUCUACGUCAAAGACGACAUGAGGAACAUGUACUACGAGCUCGCUGACGUCAGGAACAUCACAGACCACUCCUGCCUGAAGGUGUACCACAAAGACCCGGCACAAGCGUUCAGCCAUGGACCCCGACCAGCCAACGGCGAUGCCAGGAUGCACAGUGACAUGGUGCAUUCCGGCCGUGAAGGCCAACACCCUCUGAGACAUCCCGCCAUGGGUCCCCCAUCACACCACCCCAUGCAGGGAGCACCCCCACCAUCUCCCCACUCCAUGCCCCCAUCUCCCUCCAGAAUCCCUUUCGGUCCAAGGCAGGGCUCCGUACCCGGGAGUGCCACUAUCCCUAGAGACCGACUGUCUAACGCCAAUCCCCCGGCCCGCUCUAUUUCUCCUUGUCCCAGCGCCAUCCUGGAGAGACGGGAUGUCAAGCCGGAUGAGGACAUGAGCGGGAAGAGCCACAGCCUAGCUAGGGGAAAUGAGGGCUUGUAUGCAGAUCCAUACCUGCUCCAAGAGGGACGGAUGGCCAUGGCUGCAGCCCACGGACCGCACCCCAAUCCCGGUCUUGAACAUCCAGAACACGUCAUGGGCGGAUUUCACCGUGCCUCCAUCCGCUCCACAAGCUCUUACAGUGGGCCCAGCCCCACAGACACGAUCGAUCAUCCUUCUCUGUACAGACAGAAGUCCAGAAACAGCCAGCUGCCUACUUUGGGUUCCAAAACUCCUCCCCCAUCCCCUCACAGGAUGACUGAGGUACGGAUGAUAGACAUCCAUAGCGGGCCUCCUCACAGCCUGCCGCCUCAUGGUGUUCCCAUGGAGAGAAGCUCACCAGUGCGCCAGUCCUUCAGGAAGGAGGAAGUGACGGGGGCUAAGCCCCGGAACAACAUGGGAUCCCCUGUGGUUUCUGACCUCCAGGGUCACGUCCAGGGGCCCAUCCCAGCUGCCAGUGACCAUCAGACACGAGAGCGAAUGAAGGCUAUGGAGCAACAGAUUGCCAGUUUGACUGGUCUUGUUCAGCAUGCACUUUUAAAGGGCCCAAACACUAGUGGCACCAAGGAGCCUCUAAGUGAGAGGCCACCGAAGACAUCGUCUCCAGCCCACAGUGCACAUAGUUCAGGUGGUUCUCCAGUCUUGGCUCCCAAGAGUAGCCCCGCCCCAUCUGACAAGAGUUCAGUUCCUCUCAAAGUCAACCUCCUGCAGUUCAGGAAGAAUGUUUCUGACCUCAGGAUGCAGCUCCAUCAGAUGAGACAGCUGCAGCUUCAGAACCAGGAGGCUUUGCGGGUGCAGCUCAAGCGAGCAGAGCAGGAAAUCAGUAUUAAACUCACCGAAGCCAUGCGGCGUCUGGAGGAUCCUGUCCAGAAGCAGAGGACUUUGGUGGAAGAGGACAGACACAAGUACUUAGGCCUGGAGGAGCGUGUUCUCUCACAGCUCAAUGACCUGGAGCAGUAUGUAGGUUCCCUCCAGAAGGACGCGGCGACAGCACACAGACCGGUGACACUAAAGGACGUGGAGGAAGGAGCGGUGACUCUGAGGAAGGUGGGAGAAUCUCUGGCAGGACUCAAAGGAGAGUUCCCGGCCCUGCAAACCAGAAUGCGGGCCGUACUCAGGGUGGAGGUAGAAGCUGUCAAGUUUUUGAAGGAGGAACCUCACAAGCUGGACAGCAUGCUGAAAAGGGUCAAGAGCCUGACGGACACACUCAGCAGUCUGAGAAGAUGUGCUACUGAGUAUCAGAAAGGUCCUGAACCUUCCACUAAUGUCUCUGUGAAUAACAGCCCCACUGUAGCAGCAGUAGCAGUUGCAGAAGCCCAUGAAGAAACUCCUUCAUCAGCCCAACCUGGCUCAACUUCCUCCCCUCUAGAGCCCCAGAGCUCUACCAUCAAGUCUGAGGUGAUGCCUUCCUCACCAGUGGUCAUCCAUCAUGUCCAAAGCUCCCCGGUGCACAUCCAGCAGUCCCAGCAGUCUGCAGCUUUGACAGCUCAGCCAAGUCCCCCUCUUACCCCCAGCCCCACUCACUUCCCCAGUCCCAAAAUGAGCAAGAGUCAAGGCCGGGAAUCUCCCAAAGGAGCGACCUCGGAUCCACCGAGUCCUGCCCACCAUAAGAAGACUGCAAACCCAGUCAAUAAUAGCAACGGCACUGCCAGCCAGGAUCUCGUGAUAGAGGAGCUCCAGAACAGUAAAGGCAAGAGCAGAAACAGAGCCGUGUCCAUAGAGGCAGCGGAGAAGGAAUGGGAAGAGAGGAGGCAGAACAUGGGUCAUUAUGACGGAAAAGAAUUUGAGAAGAUCCUGCUAGAGGCCCAGGCCAACAUGAUGAAGGGCAUUCCAAGUCUAGAGGUUGACGAGAACCCAGCACAGCCUCCCUCUGCCGUUACAGAACAGGAACACAACCCUGUCGAGUCUCCUUCAGAGCCCCAGUCAGAGAAUCUCUCUGAUAAAUCUGCCAAGAGAGGACCUGAGAAACUCCCUAAGCCUUCGAAGGAGAAACCUGCCAUUCCAGCACUGGAGAGACCUACAAAAACUGCCAGCAAGCCAGCAGCCACAGAGAGUUUGACCAGACAGGGGUCUGAAAAGUCCAACAAGUCUCCACCACCACCACCUCCUCCGAGGAAAACCUACUCCAGCUCCAGCUCAGGCAUGACCACAACACGCUCUGGUGAGGUGGUUUACACCAGCAGAAAGGAAUCUGUCUCGGCUCAGGAAGGUGAAGAGGAAGCUCUACCUCCCUCUCCUCAACCCAAGAUAACCAAGGUUCCACCGGAAACCAAGCCGAAGCCAGCCACCCCACCACCUGUCAUUGCUUCUGUCACCAGAGAAGAGGAGGAUGAAGGCGACAAGAUCAUGGCAGAGCUCCAGGUUUUCCAGAAGUGCACAGUUAAGGAUGUAGGGCUGAAAAAUUUGGUAGAGCCCAACACUCGAAUUGAACCACAAAUAAGAGAACUAAGACCGGGGGCUUUACUGCCCCUCAAAGAGAAAAAGCAGAGCACAGAACCCAGUCGAGACGAUAAAGAUCCAGACACCGAUGAAAACGGGAAUACUACUGUACGACAGAGCCAAGGGGUUAUAUAUUAUGUGACUGGCCAGAUUGCCAAAGAUCAGCCACCCCCAUCAGGAAAGGAAGACACCCCUGAACACAGAGAGCCCCCACCACAGCCUCCAACACAGGUGUCAAAUGUCAAUAUUAAUGACAAUUCUCCAAGCCAGCAGCAGCUGCCAUCUCUGUCUCCACCACCCAAAUCACCCACACCUGUUACACCUCCACCUAUAUCACCCAAACCUGUGGGACUUAAUGGAUUCAAACUACCGAGGAAGCAAGUUAAACGCUCUGAAUCUUUGAAGACCAGUGCAGAAACACAGAAGGGAAAAAGCCUCAGCAAAAUGAAGUCUGACAAGAAAAGUAAAAUAAUAAUGGAGGCAGCAGCUACCACAACAACCAAAGCUGUAAAAGAGGCGUCUCAACAUUUUGUUGCUACACACCAAAAGACUUCCAAUGAGGAUAGGAAUCCCUCUAAAACCACUUUUGAGGACAGUGAUGAUGGGGCUGGCCUUAGUCCUGACUUACCAGGAGAGGAGGCGCCUCCACCCCCAGACAACAUUGCAUUUAUGAUCACUAACACCAAGGUUCAGGCCUUGUCUUGUGGCGAGUACCAAGAACUGGUCAAUGCCAAAAAAGGAAAUGACUGCUUACAGACUGUUACUGUUGGCAGUGCAACACACCGAGGGGACGCCACAGCAGAUCCGACUGCCCCACAGGAUAAUGGCUUCAACAAGAAACCUGUAAUCAUUAUCUUUGACGAGCCAAUGGAUAUCCGUUCAGCUUACAAGCGCCUGUCCACCAUCUUUGAAUGUGAGGAGGAACUGGACAGGAUGCUUGCUGAAGAGCGCAUCGAUGAGGAGAGUGAAGAGUCCGACUCAGACAGGAGUGGCGGGCUGCAGGUAAAAGCCAGAGUGGCCGAUGCGGUUGAUGGCAAAAAGGUCAGCGGUUCACAGAGCGCUGGAGAUCAUGCCAGUUUAUCAUCCUCAUCCUCAUCUUCGAUAUCUGAGCUAACAGACAGCGGGGUAAAUGGAGAUGCCAAGUUGGAUGGUAAGAAGAGAUUUAAGUUCAAGUUCCCCAAGAAACAGCUGGCAGCAUUGACCCAGGCAAUUCGCACGGGAACCAAGUCAGGCAAGAAGACAUUACAGGUGGUCGUGUAUGAAGACGAGGAGGAAUCUGACGGUACUAUCAAGCAGCACAAAGAAGCGAAGAGAUUUGAGAUUACACGCUCAAAAUCCGUAGCGGACGCCCCCAAGGGUACAGGCACUGGUGCACUGAAGAGGCACAACUCUGACGCUCAAUGCAGGACAAAUGAAAUUCGGAAUAGCACCUACAAGACGCUGGACAGCCUGGAGCAGACCAUCAAGCAACUGGAGACUACUAUUAGCGAAAUGGGACCAUGUUCCCCUGAGGAGCCAGUCAUCGCCGACAAGGAAAAAGCAGAGAAUGGGCAAAGCUCAGAAGGAGUGGGGCUGAAGAGGUCUUCCUCUCUCCCUACCUCCAGAGGGUCAGGUCCUAAGGUAUCCAACAAAAGUUCAUUGCAGAAGAAGAGUAAACCUCAACUCCUUCCUCGCCCUGUAGCCAUCCCUACUACCACGAACACCGCCACCACCACCACUGUCCCCAGUGUCUCCAGCACAGUACCACAGAACACCAGUGUCGCUUCCCCUACUAGUCGGAUGCCCGUCCCUUUGUCUGCGAAGUCCAGGCAGUCACCGGGUACAACUGACAAAGCAGGAAAACAGCAAAAACUGCAGGACGCUCAGAGGCAGUUCCGACAGGCUAACGGAAGUGCUAAAAGAGUGGGAGGGGAUCAUAAAACUACUUCCCCAGCUAUACCCAUCUCUAAAAUCCCUGCUUUUUAUCCUAGCGCUACUAAAGGCAGCUCCCAGUCUGCACCAAACUCAGAUGCUACUAACCCCAUUAACCAGUCUUCCUCCCCUUCCUCCUCCUCCUCCUCCUCCUCUUUGACCAAGCCCUCCAUCCUGUCCUCUCACGCCCCCCGUUCCAGUUCCCUACCCUCGUCCCACAUCCCCUCCCUGUCUAACGGUUCCCUCAAAAUCCCCACACCCUCACAGCACACAGGUAAAGCUCUGUCGUUCUCCUCGCAGACUCAGAAUGGUCGAGUGCACUCCUCCUCUUCAUUCUCCUCCUCCUCCUCAUCCUCCUCCUCUUCCCCCUCCCCUCUGUCGCCCACACCUGUGGGCCCAGGCGGAAAGAGCAUCCGCACCAUACACACCCCCAGCUUCACCAGCUACAGGUCCCACAACGGCAGCAACGGAAAAUCCUGCAUCCCGACUGCCACAGCAGCUAAGGACAGUACCUAGCCUCAUUAUCGCCCCUCUGACUUUACAGCUUAGCAGGUAGACCAGAUCAUGUUUCAUAUUAUAUACACUAAGUUUGCUGUUUUUUUUUUUUUGUUUGUUUGUUUUGUUUUGUUUUUUAAAAAGAAAAAUUAAAGUAUUAAGUGAUGCACUCUCAAUUCAUCUUUUAUUUGACACUGGCAUUCACACAGUUUUAUAUACUUUGAAAUGUUGGAUUUUUUUGGAUUUUCUCUCUUGAAGGUGUACCAGACGUUCUGAAAAACAAACAAAAAAAAAAUGUUUUCUAAUGUAACUAUUUAGUUUCACCACUUUGUAGUUGAAGUGGAAGGCUUUUUGUGGUGUUUAAAAUCUAUUUUCUUGCCGUAGGUUUGACUAGGGAGCGUAGAGUUGAUGUACAAUCGCAGAAUACCAUGUAAAAAAAAAAAAAAUGUGUUUUAUUUUUGAAACGACAGAUUGAAUAACCAUAGUAUAUUUAAUCUUCUAUAUUUCUUAUGUUGCCAGACAUUCAACGCAGCACAUGUAAAUGCCUUUUACGAACGUGCACAUGCACAGUGUAUGCACACAGUCAUUAGUAACUUUAGUUUUCUAAGAGUAUUUUCUCAUUUUCCUCCCAUUUGAACUGCCAAUUUAUUUCACCACUGUCGCAUCAUGAGUAUAACACGAGUUUUCAUUUUAUUGUGCCUCUUUGCCAAAGUUGUUGUAAAAUGACUCACUUCAGGCCUAACCCAGUCAUGAGCUUUUGGGGAACUCCCGUGCGCUCUCUUCGAGGUGACGAAGUGUUGACCUCUGGGUGUUUGUACUGCUGGUCUCAGUUUGUUAAGUUAACACAUAUCGUGAUCUAGAUGUAAUCUGUACUAAAAUACCAAGUGACAAAUAUGUUCCACCACAUGUACAUAAACGCUUCUACUAAGAAAAUAAGUAGUUUUGUUAACAUACCAAAGUUUAUUUGUAUGCAUGCCUUUCAGAUACUUUAUGAGAGUGGUGUAAAAGAAGAAUUAUGUUUGCACAGAUAGAUUUUGUAAAUAUUUGGUUUUCUCUCAUUUUUUUGUAAAGCUUUAAAUCAUACUAUAAAGGAGCGAUGUGUUGACAAAACUGUGUUGGAGUAGCAAAAAUAAAGUCUUGCAUGCUUGUAGUGCA
Mugil cephalus (flathead mullet) is the source of this 8571-nucleotide messenger RNA. RefSeq names its product sickle tail protein homolog. The transcript is spliced from 22 exons. NCBI's taxonomy places the organism in Eukaryota, Metazoa, Chordata, Actinopteri, Mugiliformes, Mugilidae. The record is from RefSeq and is a predicted model, not a curated record. Bases 1039 to 7437 code for a protein of 2132 amino acids. Gene Ontology annotation, cellular component: cytoplasm.